This is a messenger RNA of Endocarpon pusillum Z07020, 2472 nucleotides long. RefSeq lists its product as uncharacterized. The transcript has 3 exons. The coding region runs from base 1 to 2472 and encodes 823 amino acids. NCBI's taxonomy places the organism in Eukaryota, Fungi, Ascomycota, Eurotiomycetes, Verrucariales, Verrucariaceae. The record is from RefSeq and is a predicted model, not a curated record.
AUGGAGGAUGAUUAUCGCCGUCUGCAACCAGUGAAGCUUGACAUCAUAGGCACGGAGACGGGCAGGGAGAGAGUGGGUAUCUCUGGAUACGUCGCCUUCAAUCGAGACGGCUGGUUUCUGGCGCCCAGCAUCGCGAAUUGGCGGAACAACUUGACUGCCUGUUCUCAGCGUCACAACCUCUACUUCAUUGCCCAUCGAGAAAGUGUUGCGGUCUUCCAACCAACGUUUCCCUCCCACAAGCUUGGACGUCAACCCCAGAUCAACAUCGUACCGGCCCUUGCUAAGGCCAAUGCACGUGGUAUCUUAGAUGCCUCGCGGCCCCACAGCAUCAACCACUUGAUAGUAGGCGAACUGGGGUCUGAAGAGAUCCUGUUUCUGUCCACUGACUCAGGCAAUGUGGCUGCUUAUUAUACUGGAAGUAUCCAAGAGGGCAUCGAGAAGGAGCCAUACAGGUUCAGCCAGGAAGGCCGGAGUGACUUAGUUGGUAUCCGACCUUUUUUCACUCACUGGGUAUAUGAAAGCGCUUGGGGAUUGUCUAUUCACAAGCAUGCCCGAAUGCUCGCUGUCAGCUCAAACAAGCCAUAUUUUGAACCGGCUAUUGGAGAAGAUGCUGCGAUUACAGUCUUUGCAUUCGCCUUGACGAGCUCCGACGCAUCAUCAUCCCCACUCAGCAGUGAUGCGAUCACACCUCCGAAAGAGGACGAGUCUGAUUGGAGGUUCUGGGUUCCCGAAGCGACCAAUCCGACCAAGUUGCCAGACCGCUCGGUGAAUUGGAAGACGAGGCUCGAGGCGCAUCCCUGCAAUAUUCCCAGCAUUUCAUUCGUCAAUUCAGAUGACGAUAGAGGGGGCAAUUACUUGCUCAGCACCGAUAUCCAAGGUAUCACGAAAUGCUGGCACAUAUGGCAACGUAACGUUCUUUCUACGUGGGAUUUUUCUGCGGUGGGCAGUUCCUCUAACCCUUACCUCAACUCUCAGCAAACUCUGUGGGAUUCCCCCCAAAUCCCAUCAUUGACAUUGCGACUGACCUUUCUUAGCAGUGGCUGGACGGUUUUAGCUCUUGACCCAAGCAGCUUUCAAGUUGUCGACACCCAGGAAGAGUUUUGCGGCGCUGCAGCCGAAUAUGACAACUCCUCAGGCUGUUUCAACAUCACUCCGAGUCUUCAUCGAGUACCAGGCCAUGACAGGUCUUUCGCAGCUGGUAGCGCCGUUUCUCCAGCUCCCAGCGACGAUUCUAUAUCCGACAGCGAUUUGAUUGGUAUAUUGGACGACGACGAUGACGCCGCCUCUUCUGGUUAUUAUGAUGAAGAGGUAGAAGAGGACAUUUUUCAGGAUAUCAUUGCUGGAGGUAUCUCUUUUCACAUUGAGGCCAGCAAUAGUAUGGGGCCAGGAUCUAUGGAUCCUGAUUCACAAUCCAACACAGACGAGUACAGUCACGGUGACGAUGAUGGGUCCACUGAGACUGAGACUGAGAGUGAGGAUGGAAUGGUAUCGGGCAAUCUCAUGAGGAUUGACAGCCAGCUUAGUCAAGUCAAUCCAGAUGAAGCAGAGAAGGUCAAAAUGCAUCAUUCAGGCAUGCUUCCAGCAUUCCCGCCACCAGUAUAUAAACCGAAAAGUCCUAUGAUCCCGACUCUCCACCUUUCAGCUUCCCACCUUCGCCUCUUCGAUGCCAACCAUCCUGAAGAGGCUUCAAUAUACUGCUCCGAACCCCUCAGCUUCCAAUGGCCAAUGUACCACGCAACUCGCCCAGAUAUUGACAGACUAAACCUGAUGCAAUACAUACCCGAACUUGGAAUAGUGGUAAUUGGAACGCAGAUCGGCCGCGUUGCUGUGUGCACACUUACCAAGAAAGGAACAAAAGGCUCAUUUUGCCUCCGAGUCGACUGGAUUCUACCAUUUGAAUCGCAGGAGAAAUCCCGUGAGAGGCCUCAGACGCAUCUAAUAGGGAUUGCGGUCGGACCUGUCCAAGGCCAUCACAUCUCAAGACCUAGCUCAGUGUGCGGCGGCGACGACGACGACGGCGACGAUAUGAAAGACAGCUGGUUGCGGGACAGGAUCGACGAAGACGGUGUCUCAACGACCUUCGAUCCAGAGGUGAUCAGGAUCAGACGAGAUAGCAGCAGCAGUACGAGCACGAUUGACGAUUUACAGAACUCCAUCAACAAUCAUAUUAGGCCCUCACGAUCAGAAACCAGACAAACAGCAGCAGCAGCAAAGGCCACUAAGCGCAGACGAUCCCCGCCCCUAGAUUGGAGAUCAGUCAAGCAAGCAUGGCCGUCUCGAUCAGAAACGACGGAGGCAAACCCCAUCAAGGACGAGUCUUGGAGGGGAAUUGAUUACUCCCGUCGCCAUCGCCUGAUGCUGACUUAUUACGAUCAGACCGUCAUGACGUAUGAGCUGUCCAGGGGACGGCCGUUUGUGGGGGAUCCGGUGCUGGCGAGGCCGAAUUGGAGGAAUAGAGAAGGUUAUGUGUGA